AUGGCCGUGCCAGAGACUGAGAACGUCGCGGUGAACUCGGACAUACAACCUGCCGGUGCUCCUGACGACUUGGAUCUGCCGCUAUCUGCCGAUGAUGGCUUGAUCAAAAAGCCAUUUGGCUCGCCAAUCGACGGUGUUACCCCUCAGCCUGCCGCCGAAUUGACAGCAGAUCAAGCCAAGAAAUAUAACGAGGUCUUCCAAACAGUAUCCGGCUGGUCGUCGAUACCAUCCAGCUCGGCUAAAGGAGCACAGGAAACGCCGCUCACUGAUGAUGAACGCCUAUUUUUGACACGCGAAUGCCUGAUUCGAUAUCUACGAGCAACUAAGUGGAAUGUCGCCGACGCUAUUAAACGGCUGCGGGCUACUUUGGUUUGGCGCAGAGAAUAUAUUGGGGAUAAGUUAACACCGGAGUAUAUCUCAAUCGAAAAUGAAACCGGGAAGCAACUCAUUCUUGGCUACGACAUCCAUGGCCGACCAUGUCUGAAUCUACUUCCAUCCCGACAGAAUACGGAUAAAAGCCCCCGGCAGUUGGAGCACCUGGUUUUCAUGGUUGAGCGUUUAAUCGAGUUGAUGCCUGCUGGUCAAGAAACCAUGGCUCUCGUAAUCAACUUCAAUGAGACUAAAUCCGGCCAAAACGCGACAAUCGGCCAGGCAAAGCAGUCACUUGAUAUUCUACAAAAUCAUUAUCCAGAGAGGUUAGGUCGGGCUCUUAUUAUUAAUAUUCCUUGGAUUAUUUGGGGGUUUUUCAAGAUCAUCACACCGUUCAUUGACCCGGUCACGGCCCAGAAAUUGAGGUUCAACGAGGACCUGCGCAAACAUGUACCUCCAUCGCAGUUGCUAAAGACGGCGGGCGGCGACGUGCAAUUUGAAUACGACCACUCCGUGUACUGGCCUGCUCUCAACAAGCUGGCGCAACAGCAUCGAGAAGCAUAUCGCGAACGAUGGGUCAAAGCCGGCAAGAAAAUUGGCGAGUCCGAGUUCUACCUUCGAGGCGGCACCAACAAGAGCCAAUUUGCGGAUGCGAGCGCGCUGGAGGAGAAGGUGGAAAAGUUGGACAUAAAUGAGGCCAAGGCUGUCGUAGCUGCAUCUCAGUGA
Molecule: messenger RNA, 1095 nt
Organism: Talaromyces proteolyticus
Lineage: Eukaryota; Fungi; Ascomycota; Eurotiomycetes; Eurotiales; Trichocomaceae
Product: CRAL/TRIO domain protein
Exons: 2
Coding region: 1-1095 (364 amino acids)
Molecular function (GO): phosphatidylinositol transfer activity
Source: RefSeq, a predicted model, not a curated record